CUCGCCGGGUGCACAACCGUUUGGCGUCAGUUUAGUCGCAUACUUCGCUGGUUGAAGAUCGAUUCCGGUGUGCCUUAAUUUCCGAAAAAAAGGAUUUCUGUGGUGCCGUACUACUAUUGUUUCAGUGUUUGACUAAGUCGUUUCUUAAAGCUAACAUGGAUUUCUACUAUCUGCCAGGAUCAGCACCGUGCCGCUCCGUUCAAAUGACGGCUGAGGCCGUUGGAGUGAAAUUGAACCUGAAGCUUCUUAAUUUGAUGGCUGGGGAGCAUAUGAAGCCCGAAUUUCUUAAGAUCAAUCCGCAGCACUGCAUUCCCACCCUGGUGGACAAUGGUUUUUCGCUGUGGGAAUCCCGUGCGAUCAUGGGUUAUCUGGUGGAGAAGUACGGCAAGAACGAUUCGCUCUACCCGAAGGAUCCGAAGAAGCGGGCCGUAGUCAACCAGCGGUUGUACUUCGAUCACGGCACUCUGUACCAACGUUUUGGAGACUACUUCUACCCGCAGCUGUUUGCCAAGCAGGCUCCGGAUGCGGAGAAGGAAAAGAAAAUGCUGGAGGGGCUCGAAUUUUUGGACAAGUUCCUGGAGGGUGCCAAGUACGUUGCGGGUGAUUCUCUGACGAUCGCCGAUCUCAGUAUCCUGGCUACCGUAUCAUCGUACGAGGCCGCCAAGGUUGAUCUGAGCAAAUAUUCCAAUGUGUCCAGUUGGUACGAACGACUCAGAAAGGAUGCUCCCGGUACGGAGAUCAACAAGGCCGGCCUGGUGGAGUUUAAGAAAUAUUUCGAGAAAGCCUGAAGUUACACUGUUGCUAACUACUAAAAGCUACGUUUGUUUAUGCAUGGUUUUCUUUUAUCCAAUAAACCUUUGAAUUUUUGUUGUGUUGAAAAUGUUGAA
Molecule: messenger RNA, 887 nt
Organism: Malaya genurostris
Lineage: Eukaryota; Metazoa; Arthropoda; Insecta; Diptera; Culicidae
Product: glutathione S-transferase 1
Exons: 3
Coding region: 156-788 (210 amino acids)
Biological process (GO): glutathione metabolic process
Molecular function (GO): glutathione transferase activity
Source: RefSeq, a predicted model, not a curated record